UACGGUUGUUCAUCUUUUCAAACAAAAUCUACUUCUUCGACGAUUAUGACCAGCACUUUCAUUAACUCUUCACUUCAAGCUUUGCACUUUGUCCAAUACUUUCCCAAUAAACACCAAAACCAAACCCAAAGAAGGUUGGACUUUACUUCAAGAAUAUCAUUGCUAUGCUUUUUGUUUGAAUUUCUCUAUCAAUGGACUCAAGUACUAUCCUUGAUCACGCUUUAUUUCAACUCACUCCAACUCGAACUAGAUUUGAUCUGGUGCUCUUCUACGAAGGAAAGAAUGAGAAACUUGAUUCUGGGCUUUUUGAACCCUUCAUUAGUCAUCUCAAAUUUGCAAGAGAUGAGAUUUCACAAGGUGGGUAUUCGAUUACUUUGCAGCCACCUGCUCCUGGUACACUCUGGUUCACCAAAGCUACUUUUGAGAGGUAAUUCGCUACUCACUCCUGAUUCAUUCGAGUUGAAAUUUAAUUUGCAAUGAGUAGCAUAGUUUAUUGAUCUGAUUUCUGUCUGCCCCAAAAUUCUUAUCUAUACAUUUAUUCUUAGAUUUCUUUGUAUGAACAAAAUCCAUUUCGAUGCUAAUUCAACUACAAAACUCAAGUCUUGGCCAACCAUCUGGG
This is a messenger RNA of Hibiscus syriacus, 619 nucleotides long. Its product is annotated as COP1-interacting protein 7-like. The transcript has 2 exons. Lineage: Eukaryota; Viridiplantae; Streptophyta; Magnoliopsida; Malvales; Malvaceae. The coding region runs from base 192 to 431 and encodes 79 amino acids. The record is from RefSeq and is a predicted model, not a curated record.